AUGUUCAGAUGGCAUGCUCACCAUGAUGUGGACCUGCUGCGAGAAGUGGUAGCAGUUCGGCCGAAGUCUGCAAAUGACUGGAACACCAUAGCGGCCAAUUUGCAGAAUGCUUGGGGCGAGGAAGAAACACAAAGAAGUCCUAUCAAGGGACGUUCUUGUAAGGAGCAUUUUGAUGUCCUGUUAGCACACCACAAAGCUGGAAAUGCCUCAGCAUUAAAGAAGUAAGUAUUACUAUUUUGUAUAAUAAUUAUUGUUAGGGCCAUUCCAUUUAAUGUACACACACCCCUAUGGAGGAGGUCAAUAAAAUUUGAACCCCUAAGAAAAAAAAAUAAAAGUGCCGACACAACCCCCCCCCUGUCACCCCAGAAAUUAAGAACUUUUGCCUUACCCCUCGGAAAAAACGAAACGAUCAAAGGAUGUUGAUGCACACAACCCCUCAGAAACGGUUUUUUCAAGCCCCCUCAGAAAAUCUUGUCCAUAGGCUGGAGGGGGUGGGGGUAUAUUAAAUGGCAUGGCCCUUAUUAAUUUUAUGUAUCUUAUGGAUUAAGGGAAGUAAUAGCUACAAGGGUAAAAAACAUUGCAUUCAAGAAGCCCUUUACCAGUUACUCAUGAAUUGAUCUAGAAUGAGAAGGGUAGGGAGUCUUUUCCAUUCAUAUCUUGUUUUCAUAUCACAGGUCUGGCACUGAGGAGCAAUAUGGGGAAUUGCAGCAACUCCUGGAUGAUGCAUCUGCAUAUAUCACUGACAUGCAGAAUAAAAAGACAGCACCUAAGGCGAGAAAACAGUUACAAGAAGAACUGGAUAGAAAUAAUGCCAAACAGUUUAGAGAUGAUGCAAUGGUUGCUACGAGAGAAAGUAAGUUAAUAGUAGGGAUUAAUGCAGGGGAUAGGGGUGGUGGUGCAACUGAACAAACACUAGUAUUAGAAUACCAUAAUCUGUUCUUACUUUUUCCAGGCCCUUUGGAGGGGAGGAGGUUAUUAGAGAGGAGGGCUUAAUAAUUUUGUCUAAAAGGGGAGAGAACUUAUUAUAGUUGGAGGGGGAGGGGUCGAGUGAGGGUGCUUAUGGAGAGAUUACCAGGUGUACAGUGUAUUUUAGUCUUGUAGAAUUUAGCAUAUUUACAUUUCAUAUGAAAUGCCAGAUCAAGAGGGACUAAUAAAGGACCUUUAUGAAUGGUGUGAUGACAGUGAUGAGCACUUGUCUUACAAUUAAUACUAAAUUUUGUACAGAAAAUUCAAGGGCCAGAGAUUCAGAUGAAGAAACUACAGGGCCAUAUAGGUUAGCAAUUAGUCCAUUAGGGCAAACAACACUCUAA
Molecule: messenger RNA, 1310 nt
Organism: Paramuricea clavata
Lineage: Eukaryota; Metazoa; Cnidaria; Anthozoa; Malacalcyonacea; Plexauridae
Source: the annotation of a GenBank genome assembly